CGUAAAUGUUUAACUCUAGAGCAGGCCAGGAAUUCUAGGAGGUCAGCUAGAGCGUGAGGAAUCCAGAGACUUUUGACUUUAGAAACAGACUGUACUUUCAAGCGGAUACAUUUAUUUGGGGUGGAUAUCGAUGUAUUUUGGUUUCAGAUGAACAUUUUAUAUUGUGAUCGGCUAUUCCUGCCAUGGGGCUGAACACUUCUAAGUUGAACCACAAGGUGAGGAAGGUGGUGCCACUUGACGGUAAAGAUGUAUUUGUGUCUCCAACAACUUCAUCAGGAUUUAAUGGACGGAACAGCUAUUCUAACUUUGGGAAAAUGGAUCACAGGAACCUAAUAUAUGAACGCCAGCUUCCACCUCUCAGGGAGACGUUGCAUGGAAGAGGUCCAAUAGAACACAGGCCAAUUUCUUUUGAGGUUCCACUGGAAAAUGGUGACACAUCUAGUAUAAUAAAAAAGCAUCCUCCCCGACGACUCCAUAAACUUGAACCAGCACAACUACCAUCAUUAGUAUCUACAGAAACCAUUAUAAGUAAGCAAGAAGCCGCCGCAGCACGAAAAGGAAAGGUGCUGGAAAAGAAAGCAUUAAUGGCCAAACAAUCUUCAGUGAGGAGACAGCACAUUCACAAGAUGCAAAUGCAAGAAAUAAACCGCAAGCGUGAAGAGAUGAAUCACUUAAAGUCUCAGGCAGAAGUGAAGAGGAACAUCCACCGAGAGAGUAAGAUCAAUAAACAUAAAAUGAGGGAAAUGAAGGCUAACAAAGUGAGAGGAAAUGCAAUGAGGUGUCAUGAAGAUGAAGAUUUCCUGCCGGUGGAACAUGAUGAAACUUUUAAUAUGGAUCAUGGAAAUAGCUGGCAUUGGACCAUGAGGGAUGUUGACGGUACACCAGAUUGCCAUCUGCAGAAGAACAAGCUGAGUUUGUGGUUUCAGCUCCAUAAACAAGGGAUUGAGACUAGUUGUGACAGUUCAAGCAGUGAUUCCCUGGACAGCUGGAUCAGAGAAGAUGCACGGAGUCAUCAGAGACCUCCCUUAGUGAGGACACGGACUGAGAAAAUCCCAACUUUUGAUGAGUUCUAUGAUUGUGAAUUUUAAGUCUAGAGUUAGUUGUUUUUUCUGACAAAAGGAAUUUCUUUCCUGUAAAUGAUGGCAACUGAUGGGAUAUAAAUAGUUAAUUCUGAACUACAGGUAUGAUAUUAAUUGCAUACUUACAUUGGUCCAACUUGGACCAAUGAA
Rana temporaria (common frog) is the source of this 1229-nucleotide messenger RNA. It is a transcript of the gene CCDC198, whose product is annotated as coiled-coil domain containing 198. The record is from RefSeq and is a predicted model, not a curated record. The coding region runs from base 183 to 1088 and encodes 301 amino acids. NCBI's taxonomy places the organism in Eukaryota, Metazoa, Chordata, Amphibia, Anura, Ranidae. The transcript is spliced from 6 exons.